Molecule: messenger RNA, 531 nt
Organism: Cyphomyrmex costatus
Lineage: Eukaryota; Metazoa; Arthropoda; Insecta; Hymenoptera; Formicidae
Product: E3 ubiquitin-protein ligase RNF4
Exons: 2
Coding region: 1-531 (176 amino acids)
Source: RefSeq, a predicted model, not a curated record
AUGGAAGAGAUAAAUUAUUUCAUGGAUGAUUCAAUAACAGAUGUUUCGCCUACCAUAAUAGAUAUUAUUGAUUUAACUAAGGAAUCACCAAAUACAGUCAGACGUUCAAGAUCACAAAGGAGGAAUGAUGAAGAUGUACCUUCUAACCAUAAUAUAGGUUCACAUAGUCAUAGAAUCGUCAUGCCUAUACCUCCUAUUGUUUUAGGAAACACACAAGAUAUUCCAACAAGAAAUACUAGAAACAGAGAAAGAGUUUCUCAUGCUACAAGCUCAAAUGAAGUUUUGACCCUUGAUAAUACUAUGGAAGAAGAUAAAAUAUGUUAUACUGUUGAAUCAGAUGCUAAAGAACCAAUACCUCUCACAUGUCCAAUAUGCUUUGAAGUACUAUCUUCUAAAUUAAAACCUUAUACUACUCGUUGUGGACAUCUGUUUUGCUCAGAAUGUUUGCAGACAUUUCUUCGUACAGCUAAAAAAUGUCCAACUUGUAAAGCAACUGUAGCUUUAAGAUCUUGUACUCGUUUAUACUUUUAA